Penicillium verhagenii is the source of this 519-nucleotide messenger RNA. RefSeq names its product E2 ubiquitin-conjugating protein UBC8. The record is from RefSeq and is a predicted model, not a curated record. Gene Ontology annotation, biological process: protein polyubiquitination; ubiquitin-dependent protein catabolic process. Gene Ontology annotation, molecular function: ubiquitin conjugating enzyme activity. Gene Ontology annotation, cellular component: nucleus. NCBI's taxonomy places the organism in Eukaryota, Fungi, Ascomycota, Eurotiomycetes, Eurotiales, Aspergillaceae. The transcript has 7 exons. The coding region runs from base 1 to 519 and encodes 172 amino acids.
AUGAGCAGCCCGAAAAGGAGAAUCGAGACCGAUGUCAUGAAGAUGUUGAUGAGUGAUUACGAGGUGACGCUGGUCAAUGACAACACACCAUUUACCGGCGGCCACUGGAAGAUUCACGUCGAGUUGCCCGACCAAUACCCCUACAAGAGUCCUAGCAUCGGAUUUGUCAACCGGAUUUUCCACCCCAACAUCGAUGAGCUAUCCGGAUCGGUUUGCUUGGAUGUCAUUAAUCAAACAUGGUCUCCCAUGUACGACAUGCUCAACAUCUUCGAAGUUUUCCUGCCCCAGCUCCUACGGUACCCCAACCCAUCCGACCCCCUCAACGGCGAAGCAGCAGCGUUGAUGAUGCGGGAGCCGAAGGCAUACGAGGCCAAAGUAAAGGAAUAUGUCUCCAAGUAUGCUAGCAAAGAAGCAGUGGACGAAGCAGGAGAAGAUACCGAGUCUGAAGAUGAGCUCAGCUCUGCCGGAAGCUUUGAAUCCGACGGGGACGAACCAGCUGGGGCAAUGGACGACGUCUAA